AUGACGGUUGUUAUUAGCAUUGACCGGUACUUAGCGGUGUGUUUCCCCGUCCACCGCCGCCCAACAGUCCGUCGAGCCGUCAUCAUUGUCAUGUUCGCUAAUCUGCUGGUGUUUUUACUCGUUGCACCUUCUAUUACGGUGACACACUAUGACGACUUCAUCAAAGACUGCCUGUAUAGGUGGGAUAUUAAUUGGUUUACUCAGUAUGACAAAUACAUCCUACAGGGGUAUGCCAUAACCUGUCUCUCUACAACGUCCUUGUUAUACUGUCGCGUCAUCUACGCGUUGCGUCGCCAGUCCAAAGUGCGAGCCUUGCUCAUUAAAAACCCGGCUUCUGCCACAGCUGCACACAACGGGCCAGGUGAUCGCUGUAAUGUUCUUAACAGGGAUGGUAACACGGCCUUUGCGUUAUCAACUGACAAUGUAUCCGAUCAGAGUGGUAAUAGCAACAUGCUUAUAGAUGAGGGGGGUGUGACCGAGGACCAAACAGGUGUAUCUGGUAUCCAAAAUGGCUUCAGCAACAUAGGCGUGCACCCUAAGCACCUGCAGGGUGAAUCUAAAGCAGAGGAAGAGAGUCAAACAGCUGCGACAGUUGCCUUAGAGUCCCAAAAAUCAGUCCAUGACGAGACCAAACCGAUGCAACGUCAGGAAUCGGGAAAUAUUCCUGACGCUCUCGAUACGGCGACAGCAACCGUUCUAACCGCCGUGCCGCUAGCCAGAACGCGGCCCGCCGAACCUCACACUAUCAACACCAACCGACAAGCAGAAAAGAGACUAACACUAAUGCUAGGCUGUGUAACUGUCAUCUUUGUUGUCAGUCUAUUACCAUUGCUCCUUGGUCGGUACGUUCCCAUUGAGACAAGACGAGCCUUCAUGAACCGGUCUAAUCUACAUCACACCGUUUACGCUAUCUUCUUUCGUCUCUAUGAGAUUAACUCUAUAAUCAAUCUUUUCGUCUACUGGAAACUAAACAGGCGCUUUCGGAAGGAUUGUCAAGAAAUCUUUGUCCAAGUCAAAGGGAUCAUCUUUGAAUGA
This is a messenger RNA of Strongylocentrotus purpuratus (purple sea urchin), 1035 nucleotides long. RefSeq lists its product as uncharacterized. Gene Ontology annotation, molecular function: neuropeptide receptor activity. Gene Ontology annotation, biological process: neuropeptide signaling pathway. Gene Ontology annotation, cellular component: membrane. The record is from RefSeq and is a predicted model, not a curated record. Bases 1 to 1035 code for a protein of 344 amino acids. The transcript has a single exon. NCBI's taxonomy places the organism in Eukaryota, Metazoa, Echinodermata, Echinoidea, Camarodonta, Strongylocentrotidae.